AUGGCAUAUAGACAAGAGUGUUCCGCCGGACGACUAGUUGGAUUUAUAUGGAUCGUUUUAACACCAUCAGUUUCUCAUGAUCAAGGAGAUCUUGUCCCUGACAGCAGUCAAACCACGACGUUGGCUAAUGAUAGCCAAGAGGAACUCAACUCUUUAUUCCCAUCAGUUCCAGAUGCCACAGUCGCUUCCACUCCAUCAACAUCCUUUACUAGCUCGUUCCCAUCUCAGCAGUCACCUUCUAAGGGAAGUGAUAAUAUGUCAUUCACCGAGGAACCUACUCGAUUAUCGAAACCUUUUGCCCUACGAAAGAAGAAGAAAUUAUCAGGUGUCAUUAUUCCCAGACAGCCACGAAUCAAGACUGAGACCAAAAAUUACCUGCUAGAAAGACCUGAAAGCACCGCAUACUAUUGUUGGAGACCAGAAGGUCGCGGUCAAGUCAUCGUUGAUGAAACAGACUACCAUCGAAUCAAUGAAUUACUUCUUCGGCUAGAUUUCGCCGAUCUUGACCUAGCAAGCUCGAGUUCCAAAAGAUGGAUCAAUGAAGUUCGUUCGGGUGCAGGAAGUAUGGGCGAUGCAUGGGGUCAAUUAGUCACAGGAACUAAAGUCACGGAGAUUACAAGUAAGACGGGUGGCGCAGGCAUCACAACGCUUAAUGUAGGACUCGUACGGAAGAAAAGAAAAUCGAGUGCCGACGAACCCCAGGAGCCUACUCCUACCACGACAUCGGCACCCCAGGUUAAUGUGCUUGGAGCCGGUAUGGUUCGAAAGAAGAUAAAGAACUAA
Sclerotinia sclerotiorum 1980 UF-70 is the source of this 783-nucleotide messenger RNA. RefSeq lists its product as hypothetical. Bases 1 to 783 code for a protein of 260 amino acids. Gene Ontology annotation, cellular component: nucleus. The record is from RefSeq and is a predicted model, not a curated record. Lineage: Eukaryota; Fungi; Ascomycota; Leotiomycetes; Helotiales; Sclerotiniaceae. The transcript has a single exon. Gene Ontology annotation, biological process: DNA damage response. Gene Ontology annotation, molecular function: histone H3K56 acetyltransferase activity.